Cylindrotheca closterium is the source of this 615-nucleotide messenger RNA. Lineage: Eukaryota; Bacillariophyta; Bacillariophyceae; Bacillariales; Bacillariaceae. The record is from the annotation of a GenBank genome assembly.
AUGAAGAAGGGUUACCACGAUGAAGAUGGAAUUGCCAAUGUACUUGCUAUGCGCAAGAUGAUUGCUGUGGGAUACAGCAUUACUAUGGAUACUGAUACUGACAAUGCUUUUAUUGUGCAUUGUGAUGGAAACCGAAAGAUGCGAUUUGUGAAUCGUAAGGAUGUGUAUGUGUUGGAGCAACUUGGAGCGAAUGUCAAACCAGGUGCCAAAGAGACAAGUGCAAUGUACCGUUGCCAGUUAAACAACUUAAAUAAUCAACCCCAUUUUGAACUUUCUUCAAACAAACAGAAUGGAUAUGCUGGACUCGAGAUGACCUCCAAGAUGGCAACCAUUCGAAAGAACAAGGAAGGAUUCACUCCAAGACAAGUCAAGGCUGUGAUGGAAGCGAGAAGUGCAAUGCACAUACUCAAUGCUCCAAGCACCAAAAGUCUGAAGUAUGCAAUCCGAUCUGGUCUCAUCAAGAACUGUCCUAUCACCAAAGAAGCGAUCAAUCAUGCCGAAGCAAUCUUUGGACCUGACGCCUCUACAUUGAAACGCAAGUCAACAAGACCAACUCCAAAGAAGAAGUACGACGACUUCUUCAGUCCACCAGCGGAACUGUAUCAACAUAAUUGA